GGAGGGAGGAGAGGUAGUCGCGUGUAGGGAGUAAUGCGGUGGGAGCGCCUCUCGCGGUAAACCGGCGAAACUAUACUCGCGGAAAUAAUUAUCGCGAUUUAUGUUAUUUGCAAAUACGAACGGGGAUUAAUUAAUCGCGGUAACAUGUCGAAUAGAAACGAUUAGGGAGCGAACGGGUGUCGUCGCCGUUGCCAGCUUCCUGUCGAUAGUGCGAGUGAAAGGAGUUGGCUGCCCGGUGCGGGAAUGGACUUGGCAGAAACUAUGAAAAAUAUUGUCGCCAAAGGUAUGCAAACAGAGAUGGGUCCACCCGGUGGAGGUUCUGGAUACCCUGGUAACCCGAGCAGUGCGGGAUAUGUAACAGAGAAAACGUAUAUGUUAAUUCAAGCAUAUUUGCAAACUAAAAGUUGGAAUCCUAGCAUUGAAUUGUUACAAUGCAUAGCCGAAUACAAGGAUGGAUCUAUAAUACCAAGUGCUGCGUACUUACAAAUGAUGGCAUCUAGAAUGGCGGUAGAUUCACAAGGAAGAUUAGUUUUGAGAGAAAAUGGGAAAAUAAUAUUACCUUAUGAACAUUUUGCCAAUGCUGUAAUGAUGAAGCACAUAACUGGGCCACAGGGUAUACAUUUGGGACUCGAGGGAACAGUUAGGGCCGUUAUGGAAUCUUAUACAAUCGGACGAGAAUAUUUUGGAAUGGAGAAGGAAUUUAUCAUCGAGGUUGUACAGAAUUGUCCAAAUCCAGCUUGUCGGUAUAAGAAUCAGUUCGAGAUGCAAAAGAUGGGCCACAUGGCACCUACGUAUAUUCAAGAGAACGAAGCUACCACAUCCCUCUUACGUACAGGUUUUCCGCAUAAUACAGAUUUUCAACCGGCUUUAAGCGGUGCUAAUCCUAAUACGCACUUACCCAUCGGAACUGGUGCAGACAUGUCAGAAAUGAGAGGUGGUGGAAACCAAAUGAAUAUACAACGUCCACCGAGCCGUCCAUCUUUAAAUAUUCCACAUCGGCCUGUGUCUCAAGAAAAAAAAGUAUCAACCAAUAAACAGCAUUAUGAAUCACUAAUAUCUAAUAUUCCUAUAUCUGAUCACAAAUUAACAGAAUUUUUACGAACAAAUCUGGAUAAUUUGGACAGUCUUAGUGGACUUGGGCUAGGUAAUCUUCAAAGUUUAAGCAAUGCAAAUAAAGAUCUGUUAGCUUUACAUAAUGGUGCUUGGUCGUUAGAAAAUGAAAAGGGUUCACGUUCGAGUUCUUCUAACUUGGAAGUUGGACAAGAAAAGAUAAUUAGAGCUUAUACAGAAGUUAUAAAAAACACGGCCAGGAUGAAGGCUUGUAUACGUCCUGCAAUGUGCAAACCAUAUGGAAAACAAUCUGAAGCAUUACAAAAAACUUUGGUCGAUACGAUACAGCUUGUACAAUCUCUGAGAAGUAUUAUACCACCACCUAUUAUACCAAUCGUGAGCUGGAAAAAUGAAGAUAAACAUCGGUUAGAUCAUACCGGUACUCCUUAUCUUCCGGCAUUAAAAGCUGGUGGAUUAGAAGAAUUAUGCGAACAGCGCAAGCUAGACUAGAUAAUAGUCCUAGCUUAAAUAGUAUAAGACCAAUGUUUCGUCUUUGCGCUCUAUGGUGUUCUAGUCAGAAAGUGUAUAUGAGAGGGUUGUUUAAUUUAUUAUAAACAACCCAAAAGGAUUGCUCAAAGUUGUUGGCAUUUAGGACUUCAAAUACUAAGAGACAAAACGAGUCAUGCGUGGACUGUGAUAAACGUGGGUAGCAAAGAAAUUUAUAUGUAGAAAUGAGAAUAACUCACGGCGUUAAAUUAGAAAUUCAGGUUUAGCAUUACCUUGUUAUUAUCAUUUGAUUUUACGUUAGAAAUUUACCUAUGGAGCUUAUAUAAAUCGAAUCGGUUAUGUUCUCGUCUAUUUAUAGUUGAUAUUGUAGAUUAUUUUAAUAACUCGCCACUUGUGUUCCAAUGAUUACCUGAUUAAAAAUAUAUUACAGUUUUCUAAAAAUGAUCUAUAUGUAUACAUUUACGGAUUUAUAAUUAUCAUCGGUGCAAAGAAUAGACAUUAAUCUGUGGUAAAUUUAAGAUUUUAUAAUUCGUACGAUCGGACAAAUAUUACACACGACGAUGCAUUGGAAGCUUUAAAGCACAAAGAAGGAAUUGUGAUUCCAUAAAUACUCAUUGUAUUAUUUAGAUUUUGUACGUUUGUUAAACUUAGUAAGAGAGAGAGAGAGAGAAUGAGAGAGAAAGAGAGGGAGAAAGAGAGAGAGAGAGAGAGAAAGAGAGAGAGAGAGAGAGAGAGAGAGAAAGAAAAGAAUUUAUUAUUUAUGUUAUAUAAAAAUGAAAAAGAGAGAUCUGAUCGAGAGUUCAACGUUUAUGAUUAUUACUAAAUACGCAUCUUUGCAUUCUCUCGAAAGGUGCAUUUGUUUUAAUAUUUAUUUGUAGAGUUAUAAAGAAAAACAUAUAUAUUGUUGUUAUUUCUAGUUUUAUUAAUUAUAAAUGUCUACAAUCUAUGUAUAAGAGGAGGUAUAGGUAAUAACAAGAUAUAUAAGCUCCAUAGGUAACGUGUGACACGUGGUUUGCACAUUAGACUUGAUUGAAAAAAGAAAAAAAAAAAAAAGAAAAGCCGAUAGAUAUUUGUUGAAUGAUAAAUUAUUUCGUUAUUAUACGAUAACAUCGAAAGAAAAUAAAUUCUAGUUGUGUCUUUAAAAUUGUGGUUGGCGUCGACGUUAAAUCAUUUUUUUAUCGUCUAUCGAAUAUUGAUUAGAAACUUUUUUACCUCUGUCGAUCGAUACCACAACGUAAUUUAUAAAAAUUAAGUCCUUUUAAAUAAUAUUUUUCAUUAGAUUUCGUUGUUGAUAAAAAAAGAGAGAGAGAAAGAUUGUGAAAGAGCGAGAGAGAGAGAGAGAGCGAGAGAGAGAGAGUGAGAGAGAGAGAGAGAGAGAGAGAGAGAGAGAGAGAGAGAAAGUAAUAGUUUGAAAUUUCAUCGUUAUAAACGCAUUUCUACGAUGGUGAAAUGUUUCCUUCUCUUUCUUAUUAAUAUUUAAUAUUAAAUAUACAUGUGUAUACACACGAUUAUAUGAAUGUGACGACAUUGGAGUGCGUGUGAAAAAAAUCUUGUUUAAGUGUGCGUGGUCGAUGAGCGUUAAUAACUUUGGCUAUAAAAUAGCAAAAUUUUAUAUGGACGCGUCUCUAUAUUAUAACUAUCGAAAUACUAACGUUUUUUCUAAUUACGUUUAUACGAAUGUGUCUUCUGCAUUUGCAGCUACUAAUAUCGUGCCGAUCACGUUUGCGUUGAUUAUAUAUACUUUCAAUAUGAAGCUGCUAGUUUAAAAUACGAAACGCUGAUCAAACAACAACGACGAAUUGCGUACGUCGAUUCACUUACCGUGUAUUUCUGAAUUAAAUAGAUGGACUCAUUUCUCUCGUAGUAGUUAUUAUAAAAGAAAAAUGAUGAAAAAUAAAAAGUAAAAAAAAAAAAAAAUA
This is a messenger RNA of Vespula pensylvanica (western yellowjacket), 3476 nucleotides long. RefSeq lists its product as uncharacterized. NCBI's taxonomy places the organism in Eukaryota, Metazoa, Arthropoda, Insecta, Hymenoptera, Vespidae. The record is from RefSeq and is a predicted model, not a curated record. The coding region runs from base 244 to 1560 and encodes 438 amino acids. The transcript is spliced from 7 exons.